Messenger RNA from Uranotaenia lowii, 449 nucleotides. Its product is annotated as NADH dehydrogenase [ubiquinone] 1 beta subcomplex subunit 2, mitochondrial-like. Gene Ontology annotation, cellular component: mitochondrial inner membrane. The record is from RefSeq and is a predicted model, not a curated record. Lineage: Eukaryota; Metazoa; Arthropoda; Insecta; Diptera; Culicidae. The transcript has 3 exons. Bases 77 to 388 code for a protein of 103 amino acids.
UUUUCAAAACAAAAAUUCACGGAUUCGAGCGAAAAGCAUUCGCACAUUAGCUGACCGGAAUUCGUAAAAAGCCAAAAUGCUUUCCUCCCGUGCCGCUUUGUUGGGUCGUUUUCUGCAUCGCACCGUGGCCAAUUCCCGGUCGGUGACUCCGGCCAUUCGGCAGCAAAUGGUCCGUCACGGGGGACACGAUGUUUCCUACCGGAUGAACGGUCCCAAGCCGGAAACGGCUGCCCGUGUUCUGUCGCAAGUCGCUGGAGGAUUGAUGUGGUGGUGGGUUCUGUGGCAUCUGUUCCAUGAAUACGAGCAUAUUACGGGAGAAUUCGACUACCCAGAUCCGGCUAAGUGGACCAAUGCUGAGCUGGGAAUCCCAGCUGAUGAUGAGGAAUAAAGUUUUUCGUAAAUUGAAGCGCAUGUUGGUUGUAAAUAAAAGUCCGGUAGCCCGAAAUAGA